AUGCAAAAAUUUACUCUAAAUUUUUUAAUAUAUACCAUUAGUGGCAUGUGGCGACCUAUCGAGUGGUCAUCAAACGUCGCUAAACUACUGUACAAUUUAUAUACUUUUAUUAUACUAGUCUUGGAAUACUUUUUAAUGAUAACCCAAUUCAUGGAUAUCAUUCUUGUUGUCGAUAAUAUCGAUGAUUUUGCCACUAAUACUCUAAUGUUCCUGACUAUUGUUGCUGUUACGUGUAAAGCGACCGUCAUUGUAGUACGUCGAAGUUCAAUCAUUAAUCUGGUGCAAUUAUUUUUUAAAGCACCGUAUAAACCUCGAGACGAAGAUGAAAUGGCAAUACAAAAAAAAUUUGAUAAGUUUAUCAAGUCCUGCACGAUCAAAUAUUCACUUUUGGUGACAAGUUCCAUUACAAGUGUCGUUGUAGGAUUAACGCUAAACGCAGUGCAUGGUCAUUUACCCUUAAGAGUAUGGUUGCCAUACAAUGUUACCUCAUCUUCGAUAUUCUGGUUUAUAUCUAUUCAACAGAUUAUAACUGCGAUUUACUGCGCAGUCAUAAACGUUGGUACAGAAACCUUAGUUUUUGGAUUAAUUUUGCAAACGUGCGCUCAAUUUGAAAUUUUCGAGACUCGUCUUCACAAAUUAAUAUCUAACAAAACACGUAAAUAUAUGAUAUCUACUUCAUCAAAUAAAGGAAAGGCAAUAAUUGCGGAAUCCAUUCAUCAUCAUCUCAGUAUUUACAAAUACGCCAAAACGGUAAAUAUUAUAUUCAAUCAAGUACUCUUCGUCCAAUUCUUUGCCAGUAUAUUAGUAUUAUGUACAAGUGUAUAUUAUCUGGCAGCACAUAUGAAUGAAUCCGAAAGUGCUUCUUUUAUAAUUUACACUAUCUGCAUGUGUGUACAAAUUUUUCUUUAUUGCUGGUCCGGAAACGAAGUCAUACUGAAGAGUAUGAGUGUAGGAAAUGCGAUAUAUCAUAUGGAUUGGCCCUUAUUAUCAGUCUGUGAAAGAAAGGAAAUAUUGUUAAUUAUGAUGCGUAGUACAAUUCCUUUAAAAUUUACUAGUAGCUUCUUGAUAACUUUAUCUCUCCAAUCUUAUGGUAGUAUCUUGAAAACAUCAUACUCAGCAUUUAAUGUAUUACAAAAAUUUACUGUCAUAUUUCUAUAUUGGCAGAGUAUGAGUAUAGGAGUUGCGAUAUAUCAUAUGGAUUGGCAUUUAUUAGCAACCAGUGAGAAAAAGGAACUCCUAAUAAUCAUGAUAAUGCAAAUAUUUUCUCUAAAUUUUUUUAUGUAUACAAUUAGUGGUAUAUGGCGACCUAUCGAGUGGUCAUCGAACGUCGCUAAGCUGCUGUAUAAUGCAUUUACUUUUAUUGUAAUAGUCUUGGAAUAUUUUUUAAUGUUAACUCAAUUCAUGGACAUCGUUCUUGUUAUUGAUAAUAUCGAUGAUUUUGCCACUAAUACUCUAUUAUUCCUCACCAUUGUUAGUGUCUGUUGUAAAGCGACCGUCGUUUUAGUACGUCGAAAAUCAAUCAUUAGUCUCGUGCAAUUAUUGAUGAAAGCACCGUACAAACCUCAAGAUGAAGACGAAAUGGUAAUACAAGCAAAAUGCGAUGAGUUUAUCAAGUCAUGUUCGAUAAAAUAUUUACUUUUAGUGAUCAGUUCCGUUACAGGCAUGACCAUAGGGUCAAUGCUAAACGUAAUGCAAGGUCAUUUACCUUUAAGAAUAUGGUUGCCAUACGAUAUUAACGCAUCUCCGGUAUUCUGGAUUAUAUCCAUUCAGCAGAUUAUAUCUACGAUUUUCGCGGCAAUCAUAAAUACUGGCACAGAAACUUUAAUUUUUGGAUUGUCUUUGCAAACGUGCGCUCAAUUUGAAAUUUACGAAAAUCGUCUUCGUAAAUUGGUGACAAGCAAAAUAGCUAGUUAUUUGAAACAUUUACCUGCUUCGUCGAAUAAUGAAAAAUUGAUUGAAAUAUCGGAGUGCAUUCAUCAUCACCUCUGCAUUUACAAAUUCGCUAAAACGAUAAACAUUAUAUUCAAUCAGGUACUUUUCGUUCAAUUUUUUGGCAGUAUAUUGAUAUUAUGUACAAGUGUAUAUUAUGUGUCAACACAUAUGAUGGAAGUCAAAAGUGCAACUUUGAUAAUUUAUACCUUUGGUAUGUUUGUGCAAAUCUACAUUCUUUGUUGGUGCGGAAACGAAGUCAUGCUUAAGAGUAUGAGUGUAGGAAAUGCGAUAUAUCAUAUGGAUUGGCCUUUAUUAGCAGCCAGUGAGAAAAAGGAACUCCUAAUAAUCAUGAUACGUAGCACAGUUCCUAUUAAGUUUACUAGUAGUUUCUUGAUAACUUUAUCUCUCCAGUCUUUCGGUAGUAUUUUGAAAGCAUCAUAUUCUGCAUUUAAUGUAUUACAAAAAUGA
This is a messenger RNA of Nylanderia fulva, 2400 nucleotides long. Its product is annotated as odorant receptor 46a-like. Gene Ontology annotation, biological process: sensory perception of smell; detection of chemical stimulus involved in sensory perception of smell. The record is from RefSeq and is a predicted model, not a curated record. NCBI's taxonomy places the organism in Eukaryota, Metazoa, Arthropoda, Insecta, Hymenoptera, Formicidae. Gene Ontology annotation, molecular function: odorant binding; olfactory receptor activity. Gene Ontology annotation, cellular component: plasma membrane.